UGGUCCCAAGACAGCAGUUCCUAUUGGUUUCUUGUUUCAUUAUGUCGUCCUUGGCAGUAGUCUCCCCUUCUGGGGGCACAACGGUGCUUCCUAUACAGGCCCACUACGAGGCUAUGGAGGGCCCAGCGGCUCACCAACCGUCAUCAUCUCACACUACUGCCAGCUGUGGCGGUCCCGGCCGGUCCUUCAAAGAGAGGUGCUGCUUCAGUUGUUUUCACGCGCCACGAAAUUCAUCGUCCCGUUGCCGUCGCAUAAAGGAGUGGUUCAAUAGGGUUUUAUAUAAGUUGCAAAGGUGGUGGAAGACCCAUAUUAGGGCCUGUCCACCUCUGACCCCAGUGGAAGAGGGUCUGCUCGGUGACCUCACCAGGGUAGCCUCUGUUGAGAAUAGUAUUAGUGAGGAGAGCAUGAAUAGCCACCUUAUUGACUGGUGGACUCUAGUCACUGCUGAUGUUGGCUCCGCUCCGCCCGAAUUACCACGAGAUGAACGGUGGAAGGCUGUGGGGUUCCAAAGUGCGUGCCCUAGUACUGACCUCAGGACAGGCCCUCAUGCACUACUGUGUAUGGUUCAAGCAGCGAGAGCAUACACUUCGGAGUUUCGGGAGAUGGUGGCUGUCAGUGAUGGUUACUGCCUUAUGGAUUUUAAUCAAUUUCACUAUCCAUUCGCAGCUACUGCCAUUAACGUCCAUUUUAUGUUACUCCACUACCUGGGUAUUGUUGAUGGUUUUUCCCCAGUAACUAAGGACGCUAUUGUUGCCUCUGGUUACGAGAGGAAGGUCUUCGCCUCAGCCUUAGCCCUCACUAACGGGGCCUUUGAGGAUCUGUUCACUGCGACUUGUAUGGCUGUACACUCCCAUUGGACUCGGAUGGUAGCGGAUGAGGGCGCUACCCUUAUGGACUUCCAAGAGAGUUUGGCUUUCGGAUUGAAUCGUGCGGCCAGUGCGCUUGUGAAAUCGAGGCCUGUUGAGGACCUACCUUCGUGGCACCGAGUGUUGGUGAAUAUAUGUAUAUCCUUCCCGCCGCCUCACACCAUUACUCCUCCUGUUUAGUUUCAUUGGGAUUGUACUAUUGCUACCU
This is a messenger RNA of Perkinsus marinus ATCC 50983, 1074 nucleotides long. RefSeq lists its product as hypothetical. The transcript is spliced from 4 exons. The record is from RefSeq and is a predicted model, not a curated record. NCBI's taxonomy places the organism in Eukaryota, Perkinsozoa, Perkinsida, Perkinsidae. The coding region runs from base 42 to 1046 and encodes 334 amino acids.